AUGCGCGUCAAGAAUUGUAUCGCCUGGGUACUGAUGCUGAGUCCUGCCUUUGGCAAACCCGUCCCCGCCCCAAUGCCUCCAGUAGACCCCUCGGGCGGUAACAAUGGAGGAGGAGGCGGCGGCGGCGGCGGGUCGACGGGAACCACCCCCUUCCAGGGUGCGGCGCUGGGUGCUAGUGCUGUCUUAACCUUGGCAACCUUUUGCCUCAACUGGCUGAGAACGGGCAAGACCAACGAGCAAGGAAAUUGGGAAAAAGGCUUUGAGGCAGAUUGUACAAACUUGGAGAAGGCAGUCACCGAAAUCGAGACUUACGAGAGCCAGUUGAGCAAGACAAAGACCGGCAAGGACGACAUUGACAUUGUAUCUGAUUGGGUCUUUCAAACCAGGAAUGAAAUCAGGCAGCUCAGAAACAGUGUGACUGGGAACCGAAUGCAGAAAGCCGAUUCGACCUCUCACCAGACAACAGCGCUGAGAAAGGGAUGCGAAAACCUCGAGGCCAUCAAGACGAGGGUCAACCAACGGAUGGCCGAGGUCGGGGCGCGGCUGGAUAAAGCCCGCAGCAAGGCCCAGGGAGGGACCACCAGGAGCGUCGGGACCCAGACCUCGGACGGCAGACGGGGCUCCCUCGGCUCACAGAACCCGGUCAUGAGCGGGGCGCUCGGGGGCCUGCAGGGCGGCGGGAGCAGCCCACCGAGCUCUCCGGCAACGUCGUCGCCCGGCCGCGGCAGGGCCAGCGCGUCCGACAAAUCGUCGCCGUCCCUGUCCAGGUCGGGAUCCCAGAGCGGGCGACAGGGGAGCAUCUCGACGGCCAGCACCGACUCCAGGCUGGGCGGCGACCUGGUCCCGACGUCGGCGCGGCCCGAGCUGCCGCUGCGAGGGGGCUCUUCGACCGGCGUCGACCUGACGCAGCAGCAACAGCUGCAGAAGACGUCGACCUCCAGGUCGACGGGCAGCAGCGGCAAGUCCGCAAAGGCCGAUGCCGCCGGCAGCCAGAAGAGCGGUGGUGGCAAUGGCGGCUCGCCCAAGAAGGGCAAAAUCGGGGACCCGUCCAAGAACAGCCGUCGCAGUAUCAUUGCCAAACGCAGACUUCCUCUUUACUUUGAAGUUUAG
Molecule: messenger RNA, 1110 nt
Organism: Pyricularia pennisetigena
Lineage: Eukaryota; Fungi; Ascomycota; Sordariomycetes; Magnaporthales; Pyriculariaceae
Exons: 2
Coding region: 1-1110 (369 amino acids)
Source: RefSeq, a predicted model, not a curated record